Messenger RNA from Panicum virgatum (switchgrass), 2530 nucleotides. RefSeq names its product scarecrow-like protein 3. Gene Ontology annotation, biological process: regulation of DNA-templated transcription. The record is from RefSeq and is a predicted model, not a curated record. Gene Ontology annotation, molecular function: DNA-binding transcription factor activity; sequence-specific DNA binding. The coding region runs from base 880 to 2259 and encodes 459 amino acids. The transcript is spliced from 2 exons. NCBI's taxonomy places the organism in Eukaryota, Viridiplantae, Streptophyta, Magnoliopsida, Poales, Poaceae. Gene Ontology annotation, cellular component: nucleus.
GGCUUCGCUUAAGGUUGCUUGUAAGUUGAAACUUGAAAUGAUGCGAAGCUGCUGUGGAUUACCAAACUAGUUGCAGCUUCUGAUCCAAUGGUGUGCUCUGUCAUCUCACAUUCUCGGCAGUUCAUGCCUCCAUUUUGCUAUACAUGAAUCAGGACCAACGAUCCUGUAUCUACAGAAAAAAUUCCAAGCCCCACCAUAGAAGUAUGUUAACGGUUGCUUGUCUUAAUUAUGCUAGCCACUUGGCUAAAUUCCAAUGACUGGUGCAUAUAUAUACUUUUUAUCAAGAGAAAAGAUACUGCAUCCAGCCAUGUUUGCCCAUGUUUCAGAUCAGUGUCUUCCUUGACAAUUUUCCUGGUCCUCGCAACAGGAUGUUUGGGUGGCCGGCCUGUCACACAUGCCUCCAAGGACGAUUAGUUGCUUUGCUGACUCAGAUUGUUGGUGAGGGCAUUUCGUGAUGCAGGUGAUUUCUGAACAUCAUGAAUAAGGUAUGUUUUGAGGAAGUUUCACAGCAUGCUCUUCAAGAAUAGAAUAACUAGGUUGUGUUCGUUCAAAAAAAAAAAGAAUAACUAGGUUGUGCGUAAAGUUUGUUGGUUGCUACCUGGUGCCUGGUGGAUGUGGAAAAACCAAGGGGGCAAAUCCAAAGGGAACAAACUGAACAUUCCCAUAGUAUUCGUUUUCAAUGCGGACCACUCAACAUGUCAAACUUUGUGCUUUCCAUGAAUGCUUCCAAAUGUCCUAGUGUUGUCCCAUAUAGAACAAAAUCCCCUUAUCAGAUAAUUCAUGCUAUGGACACUAUAAAUCUGUCAGUAGCAACAAAUAGAAAAGUUGCUCAAGAUAAGACCACAGGGACCAAAUUACUACUUGAACAUACCAAGAGUGAUGUACAGGCCACUUAUGCAGGAUCAGGGCACGACGGAUCAAUUGGCGCAGCUUGGUCCAGUCCUGUAUGUGUGUGCUGCUCAUGUAACCGAGGGAUCCUUUGAGAAGACUGACAUUGGUCUUAGUCAGAUAAAAAAGCUCACCUCCAUAGUCGAUGGGCCACUGCAGCGUCUGUCCCUGAUCAUUGCUGAUAGCCUAGCCCGGCGUCUUCUCUGCCCUAUCCAGGGCUUUGCUGGUGCCCUCAUUCAUCCAUCCGACUACUUCGAGCAGUCAGUCCUUCAGACUGCUCGCUGCAACCUCGCCAACCUCAGCCCCUACAUCAGUUCUGGCUUUGUCACCAUUAACCGGGCCAUCCUUGAAUCAAUGGAGGUUGAAAAGGUUGUCCGCAUUAUCGACCUAUCCUGCUCAACCGCCCACCCAUGGCAGUGGCUCAAGCUCCUUCACGACUUCCAUGGGCGACAAGGUGGGCCACCUGAAGUACGCCUCACCGUUGUUCAUGAUGACAAUGAUUACCUGGCCAACAUGCGGAUUCUGCUAUCUAACGAAGCUGACAAGCUCAAAAUUCCAUUCCAGUUUAGUUCUGUGAUUGGCAGACUAGAGACCUUGGACUUCAGUAAUCUUCGCAAUACCCUAGAUAUAAAAUACGGUGAGGCAAUUGCCAUCAGUUGCUCUCUACAGAUGCAUCGCCUACUCGUGGUUGAUGACAAAGUCAGCUGUUCCGGUAUUGGUCAGCUCCAGAAAAUGGCAAACAUUGCGCAACUUAAGCAGAUGGCCAGCUCAGUGUACAGCCCAGCUUCCACACUGAACUAUCCACAAACACCAUCCCCUCAAUGUAAGAUGCCGAAGUUGCUGGCUACCUUCCUCAAUGCCAUCCGUGUGCUCAAACCAAACAUCAUGCUGGUGAUGGAGCAAGAUGCAAACCACAAUGCCUUGUUGUUCUGUGACCGGUUUGCGGAGGCACUUAACUAUUAUGCUGCCCUUUUUGACAGCUUCCAUGCAGUGGUUGCAGCCAACCCGCGGAGGGCCGAUGAGCGGGCACAAGUAGAAAGAAUGAUCCUGGGGGAAGAGAUCAAGAACAUACUUGUGUGUGAAGGAGUCCAUCGGCAUGAGCGACAUGAAAGGCUGAGCCAGUGGGCAAUGCACAUGGAUAGAUCUGGGUUUGACCAUGUGCCACUCAGCUUCCGUGCCAUUUGGGAGGGUAAUCAGAAGCUCAUGGGCUUCGGAUUGAAUGGAUGCCAGAGCAAGGUAGAAAGUGAUUGCCUUCUGCUGUGCUGGGGUUCCAGGCAUCUCUACUCUAUAUCGGCAUGGAGGCCACAUAAAGGCUCAGCUUCUGGGAGCAGAGAGCAUAUGUUAGUGCAGCCACAGCGCCAAAUAAUAUGAUGAGACAAUUAGGCAUAUCCAUUCAUCGCAAUUUCUUUUCUUUUCUUGCUGGUGAUGCGCAGGACAUCCUGGCAGUUCCUCCUUAUUUUUUAAAGUAGCAGACAACAUUUGGUGUGAAGCAUGAUUAUGUACAUAGAUGAAAGGAUUGUAAUGUUUUCAUUGAAAACCAUGUCAAAGUUCAAUGGGAACCCAUAGACACUGUUAAUUCAUCGUACAAUAUUUUGAUUCCUACCAAUCAUCUCCUUAUAGCAGGAAUGUUUUCAUGUGGAAA